AUGAAUCUAGAUGAGUGGGACACAGUCACCAACUACACCUGGUCACUCCAUCUGCCAGAUAUUCUCCAGGCCCUCAGUGACUGCUCUUUUGUGGCCAUUGAUUUUGAAUUCUCUGGAAUCGCAUCACACAGAAACAUCUCCUCGCGUCACCAGACUCUCCAAGAGCGAUAUACAGACACCAAAGAAGCCGCGGAGAAAUUUCAGAUUCUCCAGGUAGGUCUAACGAUUGCCCAUGAAGAUACUGUCUCAGGGGUAUACACACUUAAACCGUACAACAUCCAUUUAAGCCCUCUUAUUGAUCCGAUACUGGGAAUCGACCGCAUUUUUAGCGUAUCAAGCUCUGGUAUUUACGCUUCAAGUACCCAGAAUGUGUUUUCGCUAAUUCUUUCUAUUAAAGCCAUACAGUUUCUUUUAAAAACUGGAUUCAAAAUGGAUUCUCCGUUCACGCUAGGCGUGCCAUAUCUGACAAAGAACGAAGAGGAUCAAGCAGUUCAAGAGGCUUGUAAGCAUAGUAGCAAUUCCCGUACUGAAUCAAUUGCCCAAAUGGAGCUUCCAAAGGAAGAUGUCGAGGCUCUGACUUUUCUUGCAAAUAUACGAAAGGAGAUCGACAAUUGGGUUAGCUCUGCUAAGGGGGUUGACGACUACUUAAAUGUUCCAUCUCGAAAUGUGAAGGGGUCUCAUGGUAAACCUGCCAUUACGAGUCUGAAUCGCUUUCAGAAGCGACUUGUACACCAGCUUGUUGAGAAGGAAUAUCCGUCACUUACGUCAAUCGGGAGAACCGAUUUUGUAAGAAUUGUUAAAUACGACCAAAAAAGAGAAGAGGGCAUUCUUCAGCAAAAGCUUCAGCGCGUUGAAAAACGACUAGUUUCUGAGAGGGGAUUUAUGUGGAUAAUCGAUGCUCUGGCUGGAGGAGAUCUUUCCAAGUUGGAACCUGAAGUUUUUUCUCACCUCAUCCCAGAUCGCGGCAUGCUUGGUCUAGAAAAGGACAUUGGUAAAUUGGCUGCAGAAAAAGUCAAAUCCAGGCUUCGAGAAAAGCGUGCUCCAGUGGUUGGUCAUAAUCUCUUCACUGACCUGGUCUACAUGUGGCAAUGUUUCUUUGGGGAUUUGCCUGAGCGCCUCGAGGACUUCACCAGAUUGGUGCACGAGAAGUUUCCUCUUUUGAUCGAUACCAAAUACAUAUUCACUCAUGACUGCGGUGACAUUAACCCAAUUGCAUCACUAGAUAUGAUGAACGAUGCCUUCAAAAACAUCACCAAACCUCAGAUAGUGAUUGACUCAAAGCACACACGAUACCAGCGGCAAGAGCAUCUUCACGAAGCUGGAUACGAUAGUCUAUUAACUGCUACCAACUUCAUCAAACAAGCUGCUCAGCUGCCUGGUACAGCUACGAGAGUGCCCGGGCUUGCUCGUACUACUGAACGCAAAAACCCAAAGCCUAAGAUCAAGAACCAGGAGCUAGCCACGGUUUCUGUAGCAAAGCCUGCAGACACUAAGAGAUUAUCUCAAACCGACCUCCGGUCACGGUUCGCUCAUCAAAAUCUCUUCGACACGCUCCCAGAUGAUGACUCUGAGGAUUCGGAUCUCGCUAACGAAUUGGAAGCUGGUGAGGAAAGCCCACUCAUACCAUUAUUUUCUUCUCCUGUUUGGAAAAAAUACGGCAACAGACUUCGUGUUUUUGGAACAGAUGAGAGAAUCUGCACCUUAGACUGCGAAGGGUAG
Messenger RNA from Talaromyces proteolyticus, 1719 nucleotides. RefSeq names its product putative CAF1 family ribonuclease. The coding region runs from base 1 to 1719 and encodes 572 amino acids. Gene Ontology annotation, molecular function: RNA binding; poly(A)-specific ribonuclease activity. Gene Ontology annotation, cellular component: cytoplasm. The record is from RefSeq and is a predicted model, not a curated record. Gene Ontology annotation, biological process: nuclear-transcribed mRNA poly(A) tail shortening. The transcript has 4 exons. NCBI's taxonomy places the organism in Eukaryota, Fungi, Ascomycota, Eurotiomycetes, Eurotiales, Trichocomaceae.